GUCGUGGAAAUGUCUGUCGUAGAAAGUUUGGAGGUGGAUUCGUGCAGCGAUCUUUUAAUCGCCAAUGCAUUAAUUUAAGGAAGUAAACAAAAUGAUAGAGUAAUAAAACACCGACAAUUAUGACAAAUACAAAUGAAGUAACAUUUCAAGAGCUUGAAGCAACUGAUGUUGUAAGCAUAGAUCUUGUACCUGAACGGAAGGGAAUUAUACUAAAACACUGCGAGUAUUAUGUCAGCUCAAGGCGUCAUGGCACAACUGUAACCAGAAGAUAUAAUGAUUUUGUACAGCUUUACGAUGUGCUAUUUGCUAAAUAUCCUUAUCGGGCUGUAUGUCAGCUACCUCCGAAACGUGUGGUGGUUGGGGGCGGAAGUGGACAGUUCUUAGAAUCCCGUCGCGCUGCUCUCCAACGUUGGCUUUCGUUGGCCGCCUGUCAUCCAAUAUUGGCGCAUGACGCUGACUUGCGCACCUUUCUAUCUGAGUCGGUCCUGCGCCUCGAGAAACCUAAGCACGACGAGUUCGUGCUUGCCGGUACUCAGUGCGAUGAACAGGAAGAAACACCUCUAGAGGAAAUGAAGGCGAGGUUUGCGAAGGAGCAGGAACAACUGCGGAUCUUGUACUUGGGGAUGGAUAGGCUAGCGCAGAUAUUCGAUAGAGUUAAAAUCAGAUGCGAAGCAGAAAAAUCAGAUUUCCGUGAGCUGGGGGCCGCGCUGCAGGCGCUGUCGACGCGGGACGCCGCCGACACCCCGCUCUGGACCCGGCUCAAGCAAGCUUACGGCGACGCGGCGCUGGUAUGUACCGGGGAGAUGUUCGACGACGAGUCUGUGGACAGCGAGGCGGAGGGGCGGGUGUCGCUGGCGCGCGACGCGCUGGCGGCCGGCCGCGAGCUGUGCGCGCGGCUGGGGCGCGGCCUGCACGCAGAGCGCGCCGCCGCCGCCGCGCUCGCGCCGCCGCACGCGCAGCUGCGGAGACGACACCUCUACGCGCUCACCGCCGUCCUUCAGGAAGCGUGCGUGUGGCGCGCGUACGCCGCGGCCGCGCUGCAGGCGCUGGGGGGGUUGGCGCGGGCGCGCGGGGCGGGGCAUGCGCGGGCCGCCGCCGCCUGGGCGCGCCUCCACGCCGCGCUGCCGCCCGCCGCUUCCGCGCCAUACUAAAGGGAUUAGUUAUUUCGAAUAGCAUAUCCAGGCCCACAUUUUUUUAAGGGAUUUAAUUACCUGGUAAUUAAAACCUUUGGGUCAAGUCUUAUUUUAAUGAAAAUAUGAAACAUGGCAUGCAAUGAAAUGAGAUAAGAUAAAAUGAGAUGAUAUGGGAUGAAAUAUAAUUUCAGUAAAACGGUGGUCAUUUACUCAGACUUUUUCAGUGGAUUUUUUGGAGGAUCCUGAGAAGUUACGUCCAUUGGCUUUGUUUUAUUUUCUCACAUUUAUGUACUUCCAGAGAUACUGAACAGUUAAUAAACCAAUGUUAUUACACAUUUAAACCGGAAUAAACACUAAAUAGACAGUAAAAAAAUCACACAACUUCACUCCUUGCGUUCCCGCCAAAAAAUCUUGCAGGCUCACAACUACUAUACUGACUAUAAUUAGACCCGGUAUAGUUUUAAUUUUAUAGAUGUUAUGCUCGUGAGGCGCAUAACACCUGCCCACAGCAAUGAUACUGAAAGACGAUCACGACCACUCUGACAAGAGUGAUACGACAAAGGAGAGAUAGUUAUAAACAAUUUUUUCUGUCCAUGCGUCCGUGACAACGAAACCACUGUGAAGUAUUCGAAAUGUC
This is a messenger RNA of Bombyx mandarina (wild silkworm), 1770 nucleotides long. RefSeq names its product sorting nexin-8. Gene Ontology annotation, molecular function: phosphatidylinositol binding. NCBI's taxonomy places the organism in Eukaryota, Metazoa, Arthropoda, Insecta, Lepidoptera, Bombycidae. Gene Ontology annotation, cellular component: early endosome membrane. The record is from RefSeq and is a predicted model, not a curated record. Gene Ontology annotation, biological process: intracellular protein transport; early endosome to Golgi transport.